AUGUCGUUCUCCAACGCCACCAACGGCGUUACCACAAUCGUCAUCCCGUCGGGCGUGCAAUACGCCGGCAACAUGAACGUCAAACUCUUGCCCCCUCCGGUCGGUGUGAUUUGCACAAUCGGCCACUCGCCCCGUACCACGGCGCGUAUGACGGGUUCUUGCAACCCCCGGAACGCAACGGCGGGCCCCAUCAUCUGCUGCAACUGA
Ilyonectria robusta is the source of this 207-nucleotide messenger RNA. RefSeq lists its product as uncharacterized. The transcript has a single exon. NCBI's taxonomy places the organism in Eukaryota, Fungi, Ascomycota, Sordariomycetes, Hypocreales, Nectriaceae. The record is from RefSeq and is a predicted model, not a curated record. Bases 1 to 207 code for a protein of 68 amino acids.